Molecule: messenger RNA, 1552 nt
Organism: Perca flavescens (yellow perch)
Lineage: Eukaryota; Metazoa; Chordata; Actinopteri; Perciformes; Percidae
Gene: cabp5b
Product: calcium binding protein 5b
Exons: 6
Coding region: 155-667 (170 amino acids)
Cellular component (GO): cytoplasm
Molecular function (GO): calcium channel regulator activity; calcium ion binding
Source: RefSeq, a predicted model, not a curated record
UCUGGCAUACACAGAUCACUGCUGAUCAGGGUUUACACACAGACACAUGCUCGCACACACAAAAAAUUGUUACUGAAUGAUAUAGCAGCAUAUUAUUUUUAACAAAGAAAUUCAUAAAUACAAGUAGCUCAGGAUUUCGACUAAGGCUGUCAUCAUGACUACUAAACAAGCCUGCAUCUUUCUCAGAGGAGGAACAAGGAGACAAACAAGAGCUCUUACACACGAUGAGAUUGAAGAGUUACAUCAAGCUUUUGUUGAGUUUGAUAAAGACAAGGAUGGUUUCAUAACCUGUAAGGACCUGGGGAACCUGAUGAGGACCAUGGGUUACAUGCCGACUGAAAUGGAGCUUAUAGAACUGAGUCAGAACAUUAACAUGAAUCUGGGCGGACGGGUGGACUUUGAGGAUUUCGUGGAACUAAUGACCCCAAAGCUCCUGGCUGAAACAGCAGGGAUGAUUGGGUUAAAGGAGCUAAAAGACGCAUUUCGAGAGUUUGAUUUGGAUGGUGAUGGUUCUAUUACAUCUGAGGAGCUCAGACAUGCCAUGCAAAAGUUACUGGGAGAAAAUACCUGCAAAAAGGAAAUUGAUGCAGUGGUCAAAGAGGCUGACAAUAACGGAGAUGGAACAGUUGACUUUGAGGAGUUCGUGAAAAUGAUGUCAAAGAAAUGAUAACAACAGAAUGAAUGGAUGACUGUGAAUGGAUGGGAUUCUGUUUGAUUCUAUGAUGAUCAUACGCUACUUCUGAUGAAUGAUUUCACUUUAUUAUCCUGUUAUUUAAGUGGCAUCUGUCUCACACACGCACACAUGGAGCUCAUUCAUUUCAAGUGAGCAAAUCUUUUUUUUCAUUUUGUUAAAAUUGAUGGAUAUAAAAUUGUUCAAAUGGGAUGGUGUCGCAAGUAAAAUUAGUUGACAUGUUAAUGUCUCAGUUAUAAUUAUAAGCAGCUGUUGAGAUGAACACUUUUACAAGUCAGAAACUCAAGUUUACAAUAACUCCAAUGUUACACCAACACGGCAUAAGCCAACAAAAGCCAGUAAUACUGUAAGUACCAGGACUCUGCAAAAACACAGUUGCGGGCUGAGGCCCAACCUCUUAUGAACAGCCUGCUUCUGUCAACCUCAGCUUUUCUUUAUAAGUUACAUUUCACUCACCUAUUUUAAUUCACUUUAGGGCAAAAAAAUCAUAAUGGAAAAUGAGCCAAUAGCAUUUUAUGAUACCUUGCAGUAGAUAACGAUGUGUGGACAGCAUGGGAGGGAAUUAACUAUGUGCAUGCUUCUUCCAAAGGAAGAUCAGUUGAUAUGUUUCUAAGGCUUUACUGGUUGUGGACAAUGCCAACAGCUCUUCCAAAAUGCAGCUCCUCGUCUGCUGUAGGGAGUGUCUGUAGUUGAAUCUGAUCCAGAGGACAUUAUUUAUCAGUUGACAAUGUUCAGCACUGACCUCACAAAAGUAAUGUUUGACUCUGCCUUUAAUGUACCUGGAGAACAUGAUCUCAGGAGGGCCGACUGUCCUCUACUGCCACUUUUUCACCUCCCAUGCUUCUGGCUCAAUAGGGUGUA